CCUCUGUCGGCUGUUAGACACGUAGAUCUUAGGCAGGUUCCAAGCGUCGCUUUACUCCACAUUCAACAUCGAACCAGCCCAACUUAGUUCACAGUAUACCUCUCUCCCCAUCUGUGUCGCUGUCGUUUGGGUGCUUCUUGCUGUCCCGUUCUCCGCCGUCUCCAGGGCCAUGAUGCCCGGCCCCAUCCGCACUCGGCAAAGCUGUGAUCGCUGCCAUGCACAGAAGCUCAAGUGUCCGAAGCAGAUUGGCAGCACAGUCUGCACACGAUGCAUGAAAGCUGGAGCUCUCUGCAUCUUCAGCCCGCCGGGGGGAGGUGCGGCGUCGCGCAACGAUGGAAAUGGAAAUCCCGCGUUCCCGUUGGGUUACAGCAGCAACAACAUGCCAUCGAGUGGUGGCAUCUGUGGCAGUGAGCCUGGUGCCGCUUUCGACUGGUCCUUUCUCCAGCCGGCUUUGGGGCUCACGGAUGCAUCAGCAUAUAUGGCGCUGGCCGAUAUUGCGGGACAAACGGGACCGGGUUGUGCCACCGCCUUCCCCACGCCGGAUCCGUCCUGUCGCCCAGCCGAGGAGACAAAGAGAAGCGGAAGCGACCCUGGACCAACUCCCCCGAAUCCCAAAUCGCAUUGUACUCAGCAGCUCACCAAAAUCAUGCUUGAUCUGGAUACCGUAUGGGUGACUUUGCCUCCCAACUCGGACUUACACUUCCCCGUUGACGAAAACCUGGAUAACCACACCGCGGCCUUCGCCGAGAGAUAUUCGCAGAACAAAGCCCUAGAGACCCUCUUCGGCGCCACCCAGCGCCUGAUAGAUAUUUAUCCCGCAGCCAUACCGCUCUCGCUUGCGCUCGAUUCGGUAGUGCCUCGGUGCGAGACCGAUAACUGCGUCCACUCCAUUAAUACCCCUCCCAGCCUCAGCGCACUCGAGGCCUUCGUACUGUCGCGAAACUCGCCGUCGACCAUCGAUCAUUCGCUGGCCAACCUUCUCAUCUCAUGCCAUGCCCGCCUGAUCGACGUGCUCGAUCGCCUUCUCCUCCUCGUCUUCUCUUGCUUCAAGGUCCACCAAGGAUCUCCGACCAUGAGGGAGCCCGACUUCGCGGUCCCAGAGCUCCGCGUAGGGUCCUUCACCCCUCCCCCGGCCUCCGCGGCCUUCGUGCAGGCCUUUUUGAUGAAGCAUCUACUCGGCAUGCUCUCUGGGAGAGUAGACCAGCUCGCCCGGGCGGUCGAGGCCAAACUGCGAGAGAACCCGGGAAAAGAAUGUCAGGCGCUUGCGCUGCAGUGCGAGAUCCUGAAGGAGAGGCAAGACGCUAAGAUGGAGCACAUAGGGGCGGUCGGCGAAGAGCUUGUCAGAGCCGGCAUGCUUGGAUAAGGUGAUAAGAGUUUCGCGACCUUUGCCAAACGCUUCACCUUCUAUCACGAAUCGGUGCUCCUGAGUCGCCGCCAUCUUACCAGAGGCAAGACCCAAAGCCAUGUCGGGUUAAAUGUGCAAAUAAUAUAUAUGUAUGUACAUUAAUGUGUCCUAGGUUCCAGAAAAGCAC
Molecule: messenger RNA, 1532 nt
Organism: Phialemonium atrogriseum
Lineage: Eukaryota; Fungi; Ascomycota; Sordariomycetes; Cephalothecales; Cephalothecaceae
Exons: 1
Coding region: 170-1363 (397 amino acids)
Biological process (GO): regulation of DNA-templated transcription
Molecular function (GO): DNA-binding transcription factor activity, RNA polymerase II-specific; zinc ion binding
Source: RefSeq, a predicted model, not a curated record